GGCCGCAGCAAGUUCGGUUGAGCCGCGGCUAUAUAGACCGGUGGCGGAGCACGCGUGUGUGCGGACGCACUUGCGUGAGCGAUUCCUGCCGCUUUCGCCGCUGCUGUGGAGCAAAAAGCUUGUUCCUCUCCCGCUCAGCCGCUCAGGUUGAAUUGACCAAAGCAAUGGUUAUGGAGAAGCCUAGUCCCCUGCUGGUCGGGCGGGAAUUUGUGAGACAGUAUUACACACUGCUGAACCAGGCCCCGGACAUGCUGCAUAGGUUUUAUGGAAAGAACUCGUCCUAUGUUCACGGGGGCCUGGAUUCAAAUGGCAAGCCAGCAGACGCAGUCUACGGACAGAAAGAAAUUCAUAGGAAAGUGAUGUCGCAGAACUUCACCAACUGCCACACCAAGAUUCGCCAUGUGGAUGCCCACGCCACGCUGAAUGACGGUGUGGUGGUCCAGGUGAUGGGACUGCUGUCCAACAACAACCAGGCUCUGCGGAGAUUCAUGCAGACCUUCGUCCUGGCUCCCGAGGGCUCUGUUGCAAAUAAAUUCUAUGUUCAUAAUGAUAUCUUCAGAUACCAAGAUGAGGUCUUCGGUGGCUUUGUUACUGAGCCUCAGGAAGUUGAAUCUGAGGAAGAAGUAGAAGAACCUGAGGAAAGACAGCAGACACCGGAAGUUGUUCCUGAUGAUUCUGGAGCUUUCUAUGAUCAAGCAGUCAACAAUGACUUGGAAGAACACAUAGAGGAGCCUGUCGCCGAGCCCGAGCCUGACCCCGAGCCAGAGCCAGAGCAGGAACCGGCGUCUGAAAUCCAAGAGGAAAAGUCUGAGCCCGUCCUGGAAGAAGCUGCAGCUGAGGCUGCGCGGCAGAGCGCCUCCCCCGCCCCCGCGGACGCCGCGCAGACCGCGCAGGAGGACCUCAGGACAUUUUCUUGGGCUUCUGUGACCAGUAAGAAUCUCCCUCCCAGCGGAGCCGUUCCGGUUACUGGCAUUCCACCCCACGUCGUCAAAGUCCCAGCCUCCCAGCCCCGUCCAGAGUCUAAGCCUGAAUCUCAAAUUCCACCGCAGAGACCUCAGAGGGAUCAGAGAGUUCGAGAACAACGAAUAAACAUCCCUCCCCACCGGGGUCCCCGGCCAAUCCGUGAGGCCGGUGAGCAAGGUGAUGUGGAGCCCCGGAGGAUUGUGCGGCACCCCGACAGUCACCAACUCUUCAUUGGCAACCUGCCUCACGAGGUGGACAAGUCAGAGCUCAAAGAUUUCUUCCAAAACUAUGGAAAUGUGGUGGAGCUGCGCAUUAACAGCGGUGGGAAGCUGCCCAACUUUGGUUUUGUUGUGUUCGAUGACUCUGAGCCUGUGCAGAAGGUCCUGAGCUGCCGGCCCAUCAUGUUCCGAGGCGAAGUCCGUCUGAAUGUGGAGGAGAAGAAGACGAGGGCGGCCCGAGAAGGCGAUCGCCGAGACAGCCGCCUGCGGGGACCCGGAGGCCCUCGAGGUGGGCUGGGGGGCGGCCUGCGAGGCCCGCCCCGCGGAGGCCUGGUGCCCAAGCCGGGGUUCGGAGUGGGAAGGGGCAUCGCCCCCAGACAGUGACGACCCCAGCGCCCGCAGAGGAGGAUUUCUUCAGCCAGCCUCUGGCAUCCUGGAGUUUGAUGACCCCAGUCUAUUAUAAACUGCUAAGUUUGUACAAUUUUAUUUCUUUUUGUGUUAGGGUGUCUGCCCCUCCCUUCCCUCUCCUGACUGACCUUUUAGUCCUUCACUUCCGGUUCUGUGGAGUGAGAUUCUAGGAGUGAUGGAUUUUUAACAACAACAACAAGAAGAAAAACAGACUGGUUUUCCUUGCUUACUUUGCAUAUACGGACUGGAUUUUUUUUUUUAAACAGCCAUUUCCCCAAAGGAAUGUGUCUUGCUUAUUACUGACAUUUGGUAUGUUUUCAUUCAUUGGAAUAUUUCUUAUUUUCUACCUAUUUCCAAAGCCUGUGGCAAAUACAGGAUUUGAUAAACAUUUUGGAGACAGGAAAACAAAUCCAAAUUGUUCCUUAAGUCCUGACUACACUCUGAUGUGGAAAAAUUGCUAUUUGGAAAAUUUGACAAGUUUGAUUCUCACUGAUAUGGUUGUCUGAAUAAAACGUGUUGAUAGAACUUUUUUCUUUGGAUAUGUGAUCAUCAAACAAGUCUAAAACCUACUGUUUUGACCAUUGGAAUUUAAAUUUUGAGAUAGGUUUUCAAUGUCUAGAAUGCAACUGAGAUUUUUCUUGAACUACUAGAUUUUUCAGGUAGUGUUUUUCAUGUUUAGUUUGUAUUUGUAAAAAAAAAAAAAAACUACAAAAAACAAAAAAAAAAAGAGAAAACAAAAUCCCCCAAAUC
This is a messenger RNA of Perognathus longimembris pacificus (Pacific pocket mouse), 2339 nucleotides long. It is a transcript of the gene G3bp1, whose product is annotated as G3BP stress granule assembly factor 1. Gene Ontology annotation, cellular component: cytosol; ribonucleoprotein complex. The transcript has 13 exons. Gene Ontology annotation, molecular function: mRNA binding. NCBI's taxonomy places the organism in Eukaryota, Metazoa, Chordata, Mammalia, Rodentia, Heteromyidae. The coding region runs from base 165 to 1565 and encodes 466 amino acids. The record is from RefSeq and is a predicted model, not a curated record.